CAGCAGAUGAGGCUGUAUUUCCCGCCAUCCCGACCGAUCGUUGCCGUGGUACGCAUCUGCGCGGAUGACGGCGCACAGCAUCGGUUGCGGUUUGACUGCGGCCCGGGGUCGCAGGAGAUUUCUGCAUAUAGUAAUGCAGCAUGCCGUGCUUUUUGGUGUUCCCUGGGCGGAACGAAAAUAGGUUAUCCGGAACUCUAUCCACACUACACGUGGUCCAACCAACGAUCCAUGAUCGCCGGGGAACCUGAAUGUUGGACGUCGAGUCCUUGCCCGCCAGAGCCAUGACAACAUCGACACACGUCUUCGCACCGGCUGCUGCGUGGGAAUACCUCGCAGCUGUCGGUCGCACAGCAAUGUAUCGUCCAGCUGCCAGUUGUUGCAGAGCACGUAUUGCCAUGGGGUGUCACGGACGGGCACCGUGUUCACCCAAGUGUGCAUUGAAGGUGAGAAUAAGAGCAAUACGUGAAAAUAUACCUCCAUUGUUCGAGACAAUCGCAUCCGUGGGACUUGGCAUGUGGUGGUGUCGCAUGCUCGACAUAUACACACACGUAUACUCUUCAACCACAGCAGCACAAGUCCAAUGCAGUCAGGCCAGUCGGUGCUCCGGAUUCGACAGCAACAGACAAGGUGUCUCUUCCGACGCCCCUCUCCAAUCAAUCUUCUUCCCUUGUGGGAACGCAGAGGUUCUCGUGGGGAAGGCAUUGAGAAACAAGGAAGUAAUGCAUCGGUUGAACACGUAAUAGGCGUACACGUCGGUCCGCGAGAUGGGAUCCUACAGGAGGCAACCAAAAGUAUGUGAUACAUGAUCUGGUCGCCUUAAUGACUCGCAUGCCCUUUGGCGGAGUAAUCGGGCAGGAUGCAUCCAGGUUGUCGCAGUUUAAUAUCGUCAGAUGCCAGGCGUCGUCUCUGCCUUGGACCAGAGCCAUCAUCGCAGCAGGUUUCUCUCUGCCGCGUUGACGCAAGGCUGCGGGUGUGGUGGACGGGGCGAUAGGCCGCCUUGAGACAGAUGUGUCGCGCAACAUGUGACAACAUUGUGCCUUGUUCCUCUUUGCGACAGCCUCUGCAUCAUGGGUGCUUGGUGGUUGCCAACC
Microdochium trichocladiopsis is the source of this 1091-nucleotide messenger RNA. RefSeq lists its product as uncharacterized. The coding region runs from base 249 to 740 and encodes 163 amino acids. The record is from RefSeq and is a predicted model, not a curated record. NCBI's taxonomy places the organism in Eukaryota, Fungi, Ascomycota, Sordariomycetes, Xylariales, Microdochiaceae. The transcript has a single exon.